GUUUCUGUGGAGGGAUUUCUCUGCAGCUAGCUCGCUAGCUACACAGGAUUUGUUUAUCUAUAACAAACGUGUUCUUCACAAAAAAAAAGCUCAUUGUAAACUAGUCAGCUACGAGGGAAUAGAAACACCAGGGAAUAUCAAAAUGGACUUAGAAGACGACACAACGGUGUUAACAACCUUGAAGUCCUUCAAUACCUUCAUAAGUCGUCCUGAACAUCCGCAAAGGCUGUCAGACCGCUCAGCAGGGAGUGCAAUGCUGCAGAGUCAGUACAAACGCAGCAUGGAGCUCUUGGAGGCAGCAGAGAGGCAUCAAUCACAAAACCGCUUUCUGCAGUUGGACCAGGAAAAGAAACAGAUGGAACUGAGUCACAAACGAGCUCGUUUUGAGCUGGAGAAGGCAGCUUCUGACAGUGCACGAGACUUGGAGCAUGAAAUGGACCGUAAACAGGAACUUUUGGGGAGAAUCAAAAAGUUGGAGGAGAGAGAGAGAGAGGCAAUUAAAAACUUAUUAGAGCAGGCUGAAGCAAACACCACUCUUCGUAAGAACAUUGAGACUCAGAACAAGAAAUUGGAGGAGCAAAAUACUACACUAAACACAGCAAAUCAGACCAUCACUUCUUUGAAGGACGAGAUCAGAGAAUCAAAGCAGAAGAUUCAAGACCAAGACGCAACAAUUUCAAACCAAACCAUGGAAAACCAGGAACUACAGGAACAGCUUGAUCUGAAACGCAGGAAGUAUCAGGAACUUUCCCAACUUUGCCAAAGUCUCCAAGGUGCCCAAUCCUCUUGUUCAGAGCACAUAAUCAAGAUUAAGGAGUUGGAGAGGCGUCUUACCCUGCAGGAACAAGACAUUGCUAUUGCGAAAACUGUGAAGUCAGAUGUGGCCAGAGUUUCAGACCUGGAAAAGGAGCUUAAGCGCCUCAGAGAUGAUAAUGCUUUUCUCAGAGAGAGUAGAGAGAACUGCAGCCUGUUAAAAGAGGAGGUGGAAGGACUAAGGAGGAAGUUGGAGAGGAUGGAGAAGACGAAAGAAGAGCUGGUCAAUAUGGAACUUGAGAAAAAGGUGUUGGCUGAGAAGCUCCAAGCCUGGGAGAACCUUGGCCAGUCUACUGGACUCAACAUAAGGAAACCAGAAGAUCUAUCCAGGGAGGUGAUUCAGAUCCAGAAGAGAGAAAUUGCUCUGAAGGAGCUGAACUACACACUCAGCAGCGGCGCGAGGAGUGUGGAGCGCUCACAGUCUGAGCUUCGUGCAGAACUCAACAAGCAGUGCAGCAAGACUCUGGAGGAACAGAAAAAGAGAGAAGCACAAGAUGCUCUCGUCCGGCGACUACAGAAACGAGUACUACUGUUAACCAAGGAGCGUGAUGGAAUGCGUGCUAUACUUGAGUCUUAUGACAACGAGCUGGCUUCUACCGAGUACUCUCCUCAACUCAGCAAACGCCUCAAAGAGGCAGAAGAAGUACUGCAAAGGACACAGAAUCACAAUACAGAGAUGGAGGCCCAGCUAACAAAAGCACAAGAAGAGACAGGGGCACUCAAGUUGCAGUUGCAAACUGUGGAGCUGGAGCUAGAGACGCUAAAGAAGCAGCAGGCCUCUGAUGCUGACAGCAGCUCUUUAUUGACUAAAGAAGAGGUCAAUAUACUCAGACAAAAAAUUGAAGAUUUAGAGAAAGACCGACAGCGUUUGGAGGAGCAGAACAACAUUUUGGAAAUGAGACUGGAGAGACACAACCUGCAGGGAGACUAUGAUCCCGUUAAGACCCGUGUUCUCCACUUUAAAAUGAACCCUGCUACUGUUGCCAAGCAACAGCGCCAGCAGGAAACCGAGGCUCUUCAAGAGGAAGUGACACGUCUCAGGGAGCUUGUACGUUCCUUGCAGGAAGGAGGCGCAGGAUUGCACUCGCAAGAUGACUCCAGUAUGCACGCCUCAAACCUCAGCCUCAGUUUACCGCCAUCAAAGGAAGUGCUGGAUUUACGUAAGCAAAUGGAAAGCUCAGAGCUGAGGAACCAAAGGCUAAAGGAGGUGUUCCAGAAGAAAAUUCAAGAGUUUCGCACUGUCUGCUAUGUCCUGACUGGCUACCAGAUAGAUAUAACUACCGAGAACCAGUACAGGCUCACCUCGGUCUAUGCAGAGCAGAUGGAUGACUCCUUGCUUUUCAAAAAGGGCUCUAAUGGAAGCAUGCAACUCAUGGAAACCGAGUUCUCCAAAACUCUGGGGGAGAUGGUGGCUCUUCAUCUGCACCAUCAGAAGAGCAUUCCCGCCUUCCUCUCGGCUGUGACCCUUGACCUCUUCAGUCGACAAACCACCAUCUGAAGUGAUAUGACAUACUAAACACAACUGAAAUUAUGUGUUAAGUUAGCUUAAGUGUCAGUUAUGAAAAUGUAAUGGUGUUUCUUAAAACCUCAAAACAUGAACAGUGUAGCGAGUGCUACACGUGGAGGAUGAAAACCUGUAUAUAGUCUUUUUUGGUAGAAAGGUAUCAUGAAAAGGACAAUUCCACAGUUUAAUUGCAUUUGGAGCAUUAUUUUGAUAUUUGUUACAUGAAAUACAUUUGACCACCAAACAUUACACGCACUGUUAGGAACAGAAAAAAAUAUUUAGUUUGUUUUUGCAGGUUGAGGGUUUGUGCUAUUGAUGGGGUGUGUUUUCUUGGGGUGCAUUGGAGGGCAGGUGAGAAAGGAGCGAGGUCUCAAUGUUUUGUCAAAUAACAGAUGUGACAGGCAGAAAUCACUUACCCUACCUUUAAGACAAACAUACAUAGUCCCCAACACACCCGUCUUUGUCACGAAGUAAACCUGUCAGAUUCAGGACUGGAAGCUUUUAUGUCAUUCUUCCAAAGCUCAUAGUGAAAGUUAUUUAUCUUUUCUUAAUUAUAAAAAAAAUAGGGAAAAAACAAGUUAAACAGUCUCACAAAUAAUCAUGAAACUCUAUGUGGAGUCGUGAAGUAGUGAAAUAAACAGUUUAAAAGAAAAAGUCUGCUUAUUAAAGUCUCACUGUGAGUUUAGCACAGAAAAAGAAGUGAGUCGCCUGGGAUUGACAUGGAUUUUUCCACAUGUGGGAAUUCUUCUUUUAAAGUUGAGUUCUGCUCACAUGAAUCAGUCUGGCUUUUUGUAUUGUGGUGGAGAGAAAAAUGACUGCUUUGAGCAGCUCAUAAUUGGUCAUUGUAAGUGGGAUCACACCCCCACAGAUGUCUACCAUCGAUCAAACUAUUAUCUCUACCCGCUUAUUCCAAUGCAGGGUCACGGAUAUCUGCAUUAGACAUAAAUGUGACUUUAUACAACUGGUAUCCGCUCCACACAACCAAACAAGAUACCCCUUGUUUGGCAGACAGAAGAAAUGCAUCGAAGGAUAUAUUUUAGUUUAAGAUAAAUCUGUGUCGGUUUGCCCCUGUAUUUUUUUAAUUUUACUUUUUUUUUUUUUAAAACACAUAGUUUACUUUACAGGAACUGCUAUGUAUGAUAUGAACUUCACUAAGUGUACUACAUCACCAUGGUGGCAUUUACAGAUUUGAUGAGACUGAAAUGAUCUUUUAUAUUACAAAGAAUGCCUUGGGUUUGAACUACAUUU
This is a messenger RNA of Cololabis saira (Pacific saury), 3565 nucleotides long. RefSeq names its product mitotic arrest deficient 1 like 1 (gene mad1l1). Bases 143 to 2311 code for a protein of 722 amino acids. Gene Ontology annotation, cellular component: kinetochore; nuclear envelope; mitotic spindle. Gene Ontology annotation, biological process: mitotic spindle assembly checkpoint signaling; attachment of mitotic spindle microtubules to kinetochore. The transcript has 18 exons. Lineage: Eukaryota; Metazoa; Chordata; Actinopteri; Beloniformes; Belonidae. The record is from RefSeq and is a predicted model, not a curated record.